AAGAAAACGAUAUCGCAAGUAGACAAGCCUGACUCUCAUAUGCUUUUUGAAAAGGUAUCAAAUCUUACCAAGAAAGGACAUAGUUUAUCCUCAGCAUUGAUUAUCUUAGCACAACGCGGUGAUAUCAGUAAAUCUGACGGAAAUACACUAGCAAAUGAGGGAAGCGUUUUGACAGAAGACCUUCUGCGAAAAUUUGUAGUCAGGGAGAAGUUGAGAAAGAAAUUUCAAGCUUCAAAGCCCGAUAAUGCAAAUGAGCCUUGUAACAUCGUGAAUAAAAAUGGAGGGAUCAAAGAGAACGAAAGCUGCCAAAGAAAUAGUCUUAACAAAUCUAAUGCGAGUAAUGGCACUCCGUUACAAGAAAGUUCUGUGCAACUGACAGCAAUACUUGAAACGCCAAGUUAUACUUCAAAGCAUUCAUCUGAAUGCCUAGCCACACCGCCUAAGGAACUGUUCAAAGAUCAGCUGUCAGUGCCUUCAUCAGUCGUAUCACCAUGGUGUAAAGGCACUCAAAACAAGUAUCUUUAUACCAACAAUAUAGAACUGAACCAAAUCAAUGAGCCUUACAGUGAAGAUUUAAACGCUCUACCUUUUUCUGACAACUCUGUCCAAAAUAAGGGGGUUACCGAGUCUGUCUGGGGAGGUACCCCGUUUGAUCAUCUGGAAUAUUAUACUGACCCCCCUACUGACCCCCCUUGCUCCCAAAAACAACGCUCAGAGUAUACCUUCACAAAACAGGAGCAUUGCGACAACCCCACUGUAAGUACAAUUACGCAGCCUGAAGAGAGUAAUGCUCCUCGAGGAAGUACAAAAGAAAACAAACAAUUAAUGAACACAGAAGAAACCAAUGGAAACCAAUCCGAUUCCAAAAGAGCAAAAAACGGCUCAACAUCCCAGGAGUCUCUUGUAAGCUCAAAGCGCACGCUAGAAACAAAAUGGCAACCAGGAUUCUCAGCAAAGCGCUCAAGAACGUCUGAACCCAGAACAUUUCUUAUGUCGGGCUGUCAAGAACAAAACGCAAUUGACGACAAAUUAAGCCAUCAACCAUUUCUAAAAAGUAAUGAUGAUAAGAUAAAACAACCACAUAUAGUWGAGAAUGAACUACAACUGCAAAGGGUAACGCACGAUACUCAAGAGGACUCCGGCGCAUCUUCCACCACUCCUAUUGUUACAGCAGAGGAACACAAUACAUUCAAGAAUUCUUUAGCAAACAGGGAAGAAAGAAUCAAGAAAUUGUUGGAAAAGCAAAAUAAUUUACUUUUGAAGAUAAAAAACAGAAGCGAGAUGGGAUGACUGWGAAGUGAAUGAAUGCUGAGAAUUGGAGCAGUAUAAAAGUAAUGAARUUCAAGUAGAAUUAAACGGAAGAUACAUGAAGAAUUGAAGCGGGAUGAAAUAAGAAGUUGUCUGGUAAUGUUCAAGAGGUCGGUAAUCCAGGUCAGGUAAGAGCUUAAAAAAGCUCSUUUUAGUUCAUCUUCUACUGAGCUUCUUGCACAUUAUUUGGUUUUAUACAAUAGUUUUAACAGCCGGAUUGGAAUAUUUUUUUCUUAAUCAUAUUUUCAUUAAAGAUAAAGGCAUUUUUGCAUUGAAAUUGAAUGCCAAUAAAUUGAAGGACAGACCAACAGCUURAACCUCCUAUAGUUGAACUGUUCUUAUAAAGUAAGAAAUGAAAUAUACUGCA
Molecule: messenger RNA, 1675 nt
Organism: Exaiptasia diaphana
Lineage: Eukaryota; Metazoa; Cnidaria; Anthozoa; Actiniaria; Aiptasiidae
Exons: 2
Coding region: 40-1290 (416 amino acids)
Source: RefSeq, a predicted model, not a curated record